This is a messenger RNA of Hermetia illucens (black soldier fly), 3468 nucleotides long. It is a transcript of the gene sac, whose product is annotated as dynein heavy chain 1, axonemal. Gene Ontology annotation, biological process: microtubule-based movement. The transcript has a single exon. NCBI's taxonomy places the organism in Eukaryota, Metazoa, Arthropoda, Insecta, Diptera, Stratiomyidae. Gene Ontology annotation, cellular component: dynein complex. Gene Ontology annotation, molecular function: dynein light intermediate chain binding; dynein intermediate chain binding; minus-end-directed microtubule motor activity. The record is from RefSeq and is a predicted model, not a curated record. Bases 70 to 3405 code for a protein of 1111 amino acids.
UAUAUCUGUCUAAUUUUUAUUUAUGUAAAAAACGGUCCUUGCCUGAAUUCACAAUCAAAAGAAUCUACAAUGAAAUCAAACGAGCAUACCAAGGCCGAGGAGAACACCCAUCAAAAUCGUGGAUACUUCUCUGAGAAAGCAACUAAAUUUGGUCGUCUUGUUGACGAAUAUCCAGAAAGCACGCAAAAUGUCGCUCCUGCUGUGAUGUACCCUAUGCACGCGUGGCGCAUUCAAACGGAGCAAUAUUCACCGGUUCUCCAGAACUUACAUACGGUUCGUCGUGAACAUUACCUGGAACCUGCACAGAAAUGGAUACGAUAUCCUGGCAAAAUCUCUAUAGCAUUUCCAGUACAAACUAUCAAACCGAAGGUCCAACUCGUACACGACAUCAUCCCCGGACAAUUGCCCAGGGAAGUUGAGGUGGAUCGACGACGGAGGAAGUAUGCCAAAAUGAAUAUUCAGGAUCUACUAGGAGAGGCUGGGAUCGACAACUAUCGACUGACUCCUGUUCAUGUUCUGGAUACUGUUGCGCCAAUGCUUGAGAAAAACCUGAGUAUAUUUCACAGGUGUUGUUUGUUUCCGCUUGAAUGGUUUGACAAUCAGGACUUUGAUCCAAUGACUCCACACGAGUGGCUUCAACUGGGUUACGUAGAUGGUCUUCGGCAUCCAAUACCCGCUGAAGCUUUUCUGCCGAAUCGGUUCAUUCAGGAUAGUCCUCGAAGGAAAAAUAUUUUUAUGGCAUUCCAGUCUAAUGAGCCACAAGACGUGUCCUCAAUGAGUGUGAUGCAACAAGAAAACGCAAAAAUCAAGAACCAUUUGUACACCUGGACAAAAGUCGCUGUGAAGAACUAUGAUCCUGCGGCAGACAAGUGGAUAGUAACUGACUUAGCUACAACCAAAAAUUACAAGAUUCCGAGGAUUUACCUAAUGUUCACUGCAGAGAAUCCGCAGGAGUUUGUGAAAAGGAUUAGGUAUGCAGUGGAUCUCAGGGAUAAAUGUGAACGAACUCUUAAAUUUGAGGUAAUUGUGGAUUGUCUUCAGUUGACAGGUUUGCCAAAACUUCAGCCUGCAAUGCUCAAGAGGAUGUACAAGUUAGCCAAGAACACGAUCAGGGAUCCAAACAAGGAAUGGUUGGACGAUCUUGAAUUGCAGGUAAACCUGAUGCAUCAACGGGUUCACGCUGCCAUGGACUUCAAGGAUAACGUUCUGAAGAAUCCUGAGGAAUUCUUUUUUGUACAAAUUCCAGAAAAUACUUGUACGAUGUAUAGGCCUUCGGUUGAGAGUGUUGGGAAAGAGAAGUUCAGCGAACUCCUUCUAUUGUUGAAACAGAACACAAUAUUCUAUGUACAACAGUCAAUUAGCGCCAUGUAUAAGGUCGCAUCUGAAUGCGAGACCAUCGAAAAGCAGUCCCUGUUUAUGCUCUCGACGGGUAAGACGACAACUUUGAAGGACUUUGUGUCGACCCAGCAGUAUACCUGCAAUACUGUUUCGAAAUAUCUGAAAGGAUUCUGGUUGGAAAACAUGACUGGCCAGAUUUGCAUGCGAUUACGGGGUGUAGGAAAGGGAUGGCUCGAUUUGACCAUUCGUGACUGGGGAGUUUAUAAGGUGUCAAAGAUAUACAGAUUUCUGCGCCAGGUCAAAUUCAGGAUGCAAGACGCCCUACAUAGGUUUCUUGAACGGUCGAUUUUGGGUUAUUGUAAAUUUUUGGGUGAUCCAUGCGAAACUAUUAUGGAAGGUGUUGAAGAGCCUUUUGAAUGGAUAUACCCGUUCAAUGUUAGUCCAUUUAAGCCAAAAACUUCACACAUUUUCUUUCUGACACUAAUGAUGAGCGAAAAAGGAGCUUAUUAUUCGACUGAUCCUGAUGAUUUCCGCCCAGCGAUUAUUGACGUUUUGGAUGAAGCUCUGUUGCAGUGUUGCGGGAUUCAUCAAGUAGAUCCUAACGUCAUGUCUUCUUUGGUCUUCCAGAAUGAUUUGUACCUGCAAAGCGUGGUCCUUGUGGAGGAUCUGAUUGAGGAGUUCCGUGAAAAGUUGAUAAUCAUGUACGAUCGUGCAACGGUACCUCUUAAAGCAUAUGCUGACAAGUUUGAAGAGUUUUUACCCUUGUACCUAAUGAAUGUUGCAGACUACGUGAAGGAUUUUUUCGGGACAGAAAAGACACCUUAUGAAGUCAAGGAGGAGGUCCUUAGUCAGGUUCGUCUUCGUGAUCAGCAUGAAAACGACCUGCCGAAGACAAUCGUAAUUGGACCAUUCUUGAUUAACGUGGAUCCCUUGAAACAGUUGUUGGUUAACAAAAGGAAGGAAAUAAUAAAGAAACACCUGGAAACCUACACCGAAAAACUCCGUAAGAAAACUGAGACUUUGAUCGGUCAGCUAGAACAGAUAAUGAUGAAAGUCUCUGAGAAGGCAAUGUCCAUUGAGCAUAUGCUGGCAAUUCGCGAAUUUGCAGAGACCGUACCAGACACCUUGGUCGAGCUUAGCGAAUCAUUGAGACAAAUACUCGUUGAAUACGAUAUCCUUGAUUUCUUCUGGCAUAAUCUGUCAAACGACGACUUUGCCUUAAAAUGGGAGGCGAUUGGCUGGCCACACAAGAUCAUUCGCUGUCUGGACGAUUUGCAUGAUAUACAGGAGCUUGAAACUGAAGAGUUCAGGAAGCAACAAAUCAACGAUCAAAUAUCUUUUAGCGAUCGCCUGGAGUCCAUAAACGAAGAGAUUAUGAAGUAUUCCCGAUAUUGUGAUCCCAAUAAAGCUACUGAAAAUGCUACCGAGUUGAAGAAAACCUGGAAAGUCAUGCAGGAGUUGGAAAAACUGGGCGAGACACUUCAGCAACGUCAAGUCCUGUUUGGGCUAUCGUCAAUGAGCCUAGAUGUGAUGCAGGGAAUCAUGCGCAAUCUUGAACGUUACAAGUCCUUCUGGUUUGCAUGCGCAGACUUCCUCAAGUACGAGGAAAUCGCCUACGGCAACAAUUUGGUUAACGUAGAUGUCGUUGAACUGAGGUCUACGAUCACCGGCAUUAUAGACAGUUUAAUUGAAGCCAAGGAGAAUUUUCGUGAACAUCCUGAAGUUUUGGAAGUGUGUGAUUAUUACCUGGAUCUUAUAGAGAAGUUUCAGCCAUCGUUGGAGAUUUUGGAAUAUGUGCGGGCCCCACAUUUUACGAUUAUUCAUUGGCAGGAGCUGAUCAAACGCGCCGAAUUGGAUAUGAAGUAUUCGAGCUCGAUUAACUUCCGCUAUUGUAUUAAUAAGGGCAUCUUGGACCAUGUGGAGUUGAUUAAAGAGAUUUGGGAGGCGAGCAAGCACGAGGCUGAAUUGGAAGCCCAGGAGGCCGCUGAGGAAGAAUUGCGAAAACAAGAGGAAGCUGAAGCUAUGAUUGAAAAGAAGAAGAAUCGAAAAGGACGAACUGACAUUUGAUGGAAAGGAGUUUGAUUGGUAUUCUGGUUAGCAGUUAUGUUAAGGGAGUUCUGUAAUGUUUGG